Molecule: messenger RNA, 1449 nt
Organism: Schistocerca piceifrons (Central American locust)
Lineage: Eukaryota; Metazoa; Arthropoda; Insecta; Orthoptera; Acrididae
Gene: Syx18
Product: syntaxin-18
Exons: 3
Coding region: 297-1259 (320 amino acids)
Biological process (GO): retrograde vesicle-mediated transport, Golgi to endoplasmic reticulum; intracellular protein transport
Cellular component (GO): endoplasmic reticulum; SNARE complex; membrane
Molecular function (GO): SNAP receptor activity
Source: RefSeq, a predicted model, not a curated record
UUAACACGUUGGCUUGACGUGAAAACAGAUGACAAUGAUGUUGAUGUAGACCCGUGUUGUAUUUUGUACUUGCGUGCGACAGUGUAAAUACACCUUCCCCUGACCACUACUGAAAAUGCAAAAAAUUUGUGAUAUAGUUCGUGUGUUUUAAUGACUUAUUGAUAAACUUACAUGGAGACUGUUGUGUUUAUUGGAUAACCAGCGCGAUUUGUAUUGUAAAUGCAGUAUCGAACUACGGUUACCUCGUUAGUAAUUGGAGAGUGAUUUGUUAAACUUUUCAAGAGAAAGAAAAGAAAAUGGAUAUCACGUCGUUAUUUAAAGCCUGCGUCAAAACUGUACGGACAAAAAAUAAAGCAUUUGGAAUAGCCAUUGACAAGUCACGAAUUUUGCCUCGGCAUUCAGAGAAGAGCGAUUUUACAAUUAAGGUGAAGGAGCUGAUGGAACAAAUCACGCGCUUAAGACUUUUCUUGUUAAAACACAGAAAAGCAUACUUAAAUUUUACGAGUCAUUUAUGCGAUUCGCCAAGAAUGACGGAUGAGGAGCGUGAUGAGAUCGAGGUUGGUGCCGAACGCAUCAUUGGCAACUCUUCGUACCUGAUCACCAAACUAAAACGCGAGUGGAAAAACAAUGUUGGUCCAUCGCAGUUAAUGGAACAUCACCGAAUCGCGUUAGACCUAGUGGAAACAUACUUGAAGGCUGUGUGUGAGAUAUACUCUGAACAGAAGCUUAUGAGGGUCCGACGGACAGUGGAACACAAGAAACUGUCAAAAUUGGAACCAGAACGUGUGUUUACCUCUCCCAUAACAUCAGCUUCAUAUUCACUAGUACGGACACAGCUAUCAGAUGACACAGAGUCUGCACAAGCACGUGAUCUUGCAGCACCCAUUGAGAGCAUUAACGAAGAAAGUUUUGAGAACUAUAAUGCUGACCUGAGUGUAGAAGAACUUCAGAUAUUUCAGAGGGAAAACUUGCAGCUGUACAAUGAACUAAACACUUUGGCAGAUGAAAUACGGCAAAUUCAGAGCAGAGUAGUGCGGAUUGCAGAGCUCCAGGAUGUGUUUACAGAAAAGGUGCUCCAGCAGGAAGAAGAAAUUGAACGCAUUUCAACAACUGUGAUUGGGUCUACAGAGAAUGUGAAGGAAGGAAAUGAACAACUACAUCAGCUCAUGCAAAAGAGUGCAGGUCUUCGUGCAUGGGCACUGUUCUUUUUCAUUGUCAUGUCCUUCUCCCUGUUGUUUCUGCACUGGUACCAUGACUGACUGUUGUUGCUAUUCUAUGAGUUUAUUGCGGUUUGGCACUUGGACAGGAAGAAGCAUGGAAGAUGUGUGGUAUAUUUCACCCUUUAUUCAAGGAAGAUUGCAUACCAUCUACACACUUUCAUCAUACAAAAUGUUAAUAAUUCAUGAAACCAAUACUGAUGUUUACAAAUAUAUGCAUUUGAAUACCUCA